Lethenteron reissneri (Far Eastern brook lamprey) is the source of this 2504-nucleotide messenger RNA. Its product is annotated as protein FAM177A1-like. The record is from RefSeq and is a predicted model, not a curated record. NCBI's taxonomy places the organism in Eukaryota, Metazoa, Chordata, Hyperoartia, Petromyzontiformes, Petromyzontidae.
CAAACCAGAGCAGGGCCAAACCGACCUGCGGGAACCACCCAAGUGGGCCAGGGGCGGUGGGAGAUGACGCUGAGGCCACCGGGUCGCUUUGGCCCUGCAGAUAGGUUCCCAGCUACGGGUGGUGAUUGGAAGUACCUCUUGAAGCGGCGUACACCGUUCUGGACUGGACUGGAGGAAGCACUAAAAACUCUGGAGAUGCACAACCCCCGUCUGGCAUGGUUCAAGGACUCCAGGACUGCCAGCCCCACGGAAUGACUCCGAGUCAGCCUUGGCGUACUGCAGGACACUGUUGGUGUUGGGUGGAGGCGCCGUUCCACGCUUGGCCCAGGUGGCGCGAGGUUCAUUGGUGGUGGAGCGGCGCUUUAUCUUCGCCCGACGGGCGAGCGUUGUGCUGCCGGUAACGUAAAAAGCUCUACGCGCCUCCACGUGGGAUCCUAGGAAUAUUCAAGCACACGCAGAGGUGAGUAAUGGGGCCGGCCUUGGUGCUGGCGCAGGUAAUGGAGGGUGCCGACGGGCUGGCGGAAGCAACAACGGUGACAGGGACAAGGGCGGCGCCAAACGGCGACAUCGCUGCAAGAUGUCGUAGCGUCGAUCCAUGUGCUGCCAAUAGCACACAAGUUUUUUAGCGGGCAACAACCACGCCAUUGGACUGACCGAGACCCUGCUGCAACAACUCGCCCUCACACCAUCACGACCUGCCACCGCCAUGGCCAGUAGGGCCGCAUUGCAAGAGAGUGCCGCAUUGCAAGAGAGUGCCGGAGCGAACAAGCUGCGACCCCCGACGUGCUCCUCACCUUGACGCCGACACGAUGCAGCCAAAACUGCACAUGGAGGCCGUGGACCUGGGCGAGUCUGGGGCCAGCGACGAGAAGAAGAAGCGGCGUGAGCGUGUGCCACGGCGCAUCAUCCACUUUGCGAGCGGAGAGACGAUGGAGGAGUACAGCACGGACGACGAGGAGGAGGAGGAGAUCUCCAAACAGCUCGCCGCCCCCACCGAUCCCGCAAAGUUGACGUGGGGCCCCUACCUCUGGUUUUAUCUUUUCAAAACUGGAACAGGAACACUCGCUGUGUGCGACUUUGUCGGGGAGAAACUCGCUGACCUUUUCGGGAUCACCACCGCAAAGUACCAGUACGCCAUCGACGAAUACAACAGGAGCAAGGAGGAGGAGGAGGAGGAGGAGAUGGAGGACCGCCUCUCUGAGGAGGCCCAGCGUCGCCUCGACGAGCGGAGCCAGCACACCGAGACGCAGCAGCCUUCCCCAUCCGUGGGCGGCCAGGCCUCCCCCUGUGCGGAUAACGGGGGGCCCGAGCCGACGUGCGUGGCCAUGGUGUGAGAAGCCCCUCACGCCCCGCGUAUCACAAUUACACCGUGACCACUGCUGUACCUGUUGGGGUGGGUCCCGUGCCUUAUUUCUAUACAUUUGUACAUUGAGCUAUUUAUUUUGAUUUUAAUUGGAGGCUAGAGUGCAAUGGCAGGAAUACAGUAAAGACUAUGACACCACACACUCCAACAUACAUCGUAGACGGUGGCACGACAGCUUCAGUUUGACAAGCAUGAGGUGAGCAGAGUCUUACGAAUAGUGGGGCCGCCUCACGUUGAAUAGCUUUCUUUAAAUUGCCUUUUUUUUUUACACAUCCAAUCUGUUGCACAGUGUUUAUUAGACAUGUAACGAUUCACCAAUGUUGAUUAAAACUGAUCCCAAUGGUCACAAGACGACUAAAUAAUAUGUAAAUGUUACCUUUGGACUCCCUACUCAGGUCCACUCAAGAACUUACUUUUUUACUCUGCCUGUAACUGACCGCAUAUUUCUCUCUCCGCAAUAGGCCCACUGUCACUGUAUGGGCGUCGUAAGGUGUGGUUGCAUUUAGACACAAUAUGAAGCAAUGUUUUAUUGCAUAAUUGGUUGGCACAAAUGAGACUGAACAAACGAGAGAGUAAAAUAAGAGUACAAACAGGACAAAAACAUUCUAAAUUCUUUAAUCAAAUUAUGACCGCCAAAUCUUGCCAAUUGCUCUUAACUGCGGCGAGUGAGAAGGUGAAUCGUUACUUGCCGUAGUUAAUCUUUUAUUCUCGAGGUGAUUAUCUGAGUUGGUGCGUGGUAAUUAAUGUCUGCAUGUGCGUCUUUCUGGUGAGGCGUUGGAGGCCUGUACUUUACUGCUCCGUAAACAGCUAGGCAUACAUUUAUUCAGCAAUGCAGGUGGUGGAUCGCUAUAGGAAGGCCCGCGAUAUGGCUACGCGCCACUCGGUUUGCCCACGAUGGCACCGCAUCUAGCAUUUGUAAGUGAAUGGCAGCAAACUUGUUGGUGGUAAAUUGGCACGGCUGGAUGUACGAUGGUGAAACCUGGACUUCUCCACGCAAGGCAUGAUUGUGUACUGGUUGCACAUAUUCGGGCGGAAUGCGAGUGGUCGUAAAAUGUGUAGGCGACGUAGAUAUAAGUGAUAAAUGCAGAAUGGGGUUUUGUUUACUCUGAUCCAGUAUUUAUGAAUAAAUGUAUCGUAUAUA